ACCAUUAUGUCAACUAAAAUGAAUAUACAAGUUGUAGGGUGUAUAUUAUCUAAUUCUUUUCAUAUUACUAAAUAUCUAUUACUUAAUUUGGUGAAACAUCGGCACGAUUUGAUUAAUAAAUAUGUUAUAAAAGGUGUUAUGGAUAUUGAAUGGACGAGAUGUUUAUGGAAUAUAAAUCAAAUUCUUGGUGGUGUGAAACGCCAAGAUACUGUAGCAAUAUUUAUCAAUGAAAAGUAUAUAGGCACUUGCGUAGAAUUUCAACAUUAUAUAAGCUCCAAAUACAAUAUUACCAUAAGUUUAUGGUCACUGAAUUAUAGACAACUUGCAUUGAUUGAUGUUCAAAACUAUUAUAACAGUAAGUUGACAUUCGUACGUAUGGUUUUUGAAGUUAACAAUUGGGAAAUUGGUCACAUUAUUUUUGUUUUGUUUGAUAAACUAGUUCCAAAAACUUGUAAAUAUUUUAAACAAUUAUGCAUUAAUAAAAUUGAAGGAUACUUAAACAGUUCUGUCCACAGGAUUGAUAUAAAUAACGGUUUUAUUCAAGCUGGACGAAUAUUAAAUCAAGUGGCGUAUUUAAAAAAAGAAAAUUUCUUAGUCAGUCAUGAUAGAAGAGGUGUGUUGUCAUUAGCUAGUAGACAAACAUAUUUUAAUGGCCCGGAAUUUAUUAUUAGUUUUCAACCAAAUCCUUGGAUGAAUAAUAAAUAUGUGGCGUUUGGACAUGCUGUCGAGGGUGAAAAAACCUUAAAAAUAAUUGAGAAAUUGUCGAACGCACAUACAAUCUUUAACCAACCAAUACGUAUAACGUCGUAUGAUAUAUUACCAAACUGCAAUACUCGUUCUGUCGUUGAAACAAAAUUAGACAAAUUUUUAUAUUCUAUUAUUGAAAAAAUUAUACUCAAAGCUAUGUAUAUAAACACAUACGGCAAACCCAAACCUCUUUAUAAACCUACUAUCACAAAUCUUCAGUAUAUAGAAUCGAUUGUUCAAACCUUAACAACUAAUGUUAUGAGUAAAAUUAAAGACUUUACACCAUCUCAAGAAAAUAUACCAUUUAUGGAUUAUUCAAAACAGUUAAGACUACCAGGUUCUAUAUCUAUUCCAAGCGCGCCAUCUAUCUGCAAAGAUGGAACAAAGAAAAAACAUUCACUCAUAAAGUUAACGCCAUAUUCUACUGGUUUUAAUGGCACUACAAAUAAAUUACACAAAACUGAUGAAACAAAGUCGACGAUAAAAUCGAAACAGCAUACGGAUGCUUGCAGUAAAAUAAGAAUCGACAAAAAUGACGAGUAUGGUAUAAAUUUACCAAUAAAUCAUAAGAACUAUUGGAAAUAUAAAAAAAUUUAUGAUGUAAUUUCCAAUUGA
Molecule: messenger RNA, 1362 nt
Organism: Melanaphis sacchari
Lineage: Eukaryota; Metazoa; Arthropoda; Insecta; Hemiptera; Aphididae
Product: problable inactive peptidyl-prolyl cis-trans isomerase-like 6
Exons: 7
Coding region: 7-1362 (451 amino acids)
Biological process (GO): protein peptidyl-prolyl isomerization
Molecular function (GO): peptidyl-prolyl cis-trans isomerase activity
Source: RefSeq, a predicted model, not a curated record